Rhagoletis pomonella (apple maggot) is the source of this 330-nucleotide messenger RNA. RefSeq names its product glycine-rich RNA-binding protein blt801-like. The record is from RefSeq and is a predicted model, not a curated record. The coding region runs from base 1 to 330 and encodes 109 amino acids. NCBI's taxonomy places the organism in Eukaryota, Metazoa, Arthropoda, Insecta, Diptera, Tephritidae. The transcript has a single exon.
AUGCGUGUCUUCUUUGUGUUAAGUUUUUGUGUGGUCGCUAUCGCUGCCGAUGGUGGUGCCAUCAGCCAAGCAAAUGCGCAAGCGACCAGUUCUAGUGCAGUUAAUGUAAAUCUGUAUCAAUAUCCCGGUGGUCAAUUUGGAGGUGGUGGUUAUGGUCAACCUGUUGGUGGCGGAUAUGGACCUUACCAGCAGCAGCAAUUUGGCGGUGGCUAUCCUGGUGGUUAUGGUGGCGGUCCCGGUGGUUUUGGUGGCGGUCCUGGAGGUUUCGGUGGUGGCCCUGGUGGCUUUGGUGGACGUCAUCAUCAUCAUCAUCAUGGCUACCGCGGCUGA